Messenger RNA from Staurois parvus, 280 nucleotides. The record is from the annotation of a GenBank genome assembly. NCBI's taxonomy places the organism in Eukaryota, Metazoa, Chordata, Amphibia, Anura, Ranidae.
AUGUCAGUGCGUCUUAUGGAGCGAAUAUGGAGCGGCCGGUCCGGUAUUUCCACCGCGGCCGUGUCAGAAUACCGGGCCGGCCGCUCAGCUCUGCAGUGGGACAUUCUGUUCCUCUAUCCAGCGGCACGCUGUCUUCGGCUUCUGUAGUGUGGGCACUGGGCAUGACAGCCGGGUGCCAAGUGCGCAUGCGCAAGAAGCGGUGCUUUUUGUGAAUGGUAAGGCGGUACUUGGGACACAUGACAGAUCCCAGAAGCCGCCGGACCAAUCACACAGCGCAAGU